Tetrahymena thermophila SB210 is the source of this 1008-nucleotide messenger RNA. Its product is annotated as papain family cysteine protease. Gene Ontology annotation, molecular function: cysteine-type endopeptidase activity. Gene Ontology annotation, cellular component: lysosome. The record is from RefSeq and is a predicted model, not a curated record. The transcript has a single exon. Lineage: Eukaryota; Ciliophora; Oligohymenophorea; Hymenostomatida; Tetrahymenidae.
AUGAAUAUAUUUAUCCUUUUGAGUAUUAUCAUGCUCAUGCCUCUCUGUUUGGCUCAAGAUAUAAGUGUAGAAAAACUUCUUGCAUAUAAUUAAUGGUCAAGCUAACAUCAAAGAGUUUAUCUGAAUGAAAAUGAAAAACUAUUUAGAUAAAUGGUUUUCUUUGAGAACUUGUCAAAGAUUUAGGAACAUAACAGCGAUCCUAAUAACACCUAUUCUAUCCAUUUAAACUAGUUUUCAGAUAUGACUAAAGAAGAGUUUGCUGAAAAAAUUCUUAUGAAAUAGGAUUUGGUUGAUCAUUUAAUGAAAGGAAUCAGUUAAGAAGCAACUCAUAAUGAUGUUAAUAAAGAAAUUUAAUUGAAUUCAAAAAGCCUUACUUUAGCUGCUUCAAUAGACUGGAGAACAAAAGGUGCUGUAACAUCGGUUAAAUACUAAGGUAUCUGUGGUUCAUGCUGGAGUUUCUCUGCAGCUGGCUUAAUGGAGUCAUUUAACUUCAUUUAAAACAAAGCUUUAGUUAAUUUUUCUGAAUAAUAACUUGUUGAUUGUGUCAACCCUGCAAAUGGUUACUCCUCUUAAGGAUGUAAUGGAGGAUGGCCUGCUUAAUGUCUGGAUUAUGCCUCUAAAGUAGGUAUCACUACCCUAGAAAAAUAUUACUAUAUUGGAGUUUAGUAAAACUGUAAUGUGACUGGUACAAAUAAUGGCUUUAAGCCUAAAUAGUGGAUUUAUAUUCGCAACACUUCAAAUGACUUAUAAAGUGCUUUGAAUUUCUCUCCUGUUUCUGUUCUUGUUGACGCUUCCAAUUGGCAUAAUUAUAGAUCUGGAAUUUUCAACGGAUGUGAUUAAUCUCAUAUUAAACUUAAUCAUGCUGUAUUAGCUGUUGGCUAUGACUAACAAGGAAACUGGAUUAUUAAAAAUUCUUGGAGCGCCCAUUGGGGUGAAAAUGGCUAUAUGAGACUUGCUCCUAACAACACAUGCGGUAUCUUAAGCUCUAAUCUUUAAGUUACUGCUUGA